UGUCCUAUGCCACCCCUUUAAAAAAACGUUGUCCCACCAUAAUUAUUCCACAACCUUUGAAAGCAACUUUAGACCCCACUAAUAGUAAGCACGUAGCCAAUCUUAACCCCUCAUACUUCUUACCCUUACGUGUAUACUUUCUAUUCCUCCCAAAAUACCUUCAUAUUACCCAAUUAAAACAAACAAAAUAAAACAACCUAAUACAAUCUAGCUUCACUACAUUCUUCUAAAAAUAAAGAUUCCUCUUUUUUGUUUUUGGCUUUGUUUUCUCAAGCUCUCCUCUAAAUGAUGGCUUCUAUGGCCUCGACGCGUGUGGUGCACUGCGAGCUGCAGACGCCGAGGCAGGCCCCAGUAAGGUUGGGGCUUGACUCGACGAGCAGUCCUGACCAGGCAAAGAUUGUUCUACAACCACGGUUGUGUACCCUUAGAUCGUAUGCUUCUGACCGAGGUAGCGGGGUGAUCAAGACGAUUGUCACUAAAUCGAAGGACGCUAGUGGUGGUUUUGGUGUUGAUGGGAUUGACCAAGGGGAGGAGGAGUUGUUGUCUCCGUUUUUGGCGAAUUUGUAUGAGUAUAUUGAAAGUAGUAAGAAGAGUCAAGACUUUGAGAUCAUCACCGGUCGACUUGCUAUGAUAGUGUUUGCUGCAACAAUUGGUGUUGAGUUAGCAACAGGCAACUCAGUCUUCAAGAAAAUGGACGUGGAAGGGAUAACUGAAGGCUUAGGGGCGUGUAUGGCAGCAGUGGGUUGCGCAGCGGCUUUUGCUUAUUCCUACAAUGCGCGGAAGAGGGUAGGCCGUAUCUUCAGCAUCAGCUGCAACGCCUUCAUCGAUGCUCUUAUAGACAACAUCAUCGAUGGCUUGUUCUAUGAGAACGAUGAAGUUGAACAAUCCAAUGACAACAACCUAUGAACAAAGAAUGUGCAAUGAGCCUCAAGUUUUUUUUUUGACGAAUAUCAAUCAUAGCUAUAUAAGAAUAUGUUACUUUAAAUGUAUGUAUAGUCGUAUAUAGAUUUAUACAAUUAUACGUGUAAGUAACUAGUAUGAAUGUAUAUAUAGGAAUCAUACCUAGUAUAGUAUAGUUAUAUACGUAGUAGAACCGUCUAGUCCGUCUUAUAUAUAAAGAGUAGUAAAUAUGUGGAUUAUAGUUGACCAAAAUAUAAAAGUUACUAAGUUAGGAAUGUGAUGUAAGUGUAAUGUAAUGUAUAUAUGUAAUAUGUGUUAGAAGUCUAUAAUCAUGAACUUCUAUAUUUCAUACAAA
This is a messenger RNA of Chenopodium quinoa (quinoa), 1255 nucleotides long. Its product is annotated as stress enhanced protein 2, chloroplastic-like. Gene Ontology annotation, biological process: cellular response to high light intensity. The transcript is spliced from 2 exons. The record is from RefSeq and is a predicted model, not a curated record. Bases 286 to 906 code for a protein of 206 amino acids. NCBI's taxonomy places the organism in Eukaryota, Viridiplantae, Streptophyta, Magnoliopsida, Caryophyllales, Amaranthaceae.